Molecule: messenger RNA, 1809 nt
Organism: Sclerotinia sclerotiorum 1980 UF-70
Lineage: Eukaryota; Fungi; Ascomycota; Leotiomycetes; Helotiales; Sclerotiniaceae
Exons: 3
Coding region: 1-1809 (602 amino acids)
Source: RefSeq, a predicted model, not a curated record
AUGGCCUCCCUGGGAACAUCUACCAAUAAGAAAGGCAGGAGCAGGAAAUUUUCAAUUAAUGAAGACAUUAGGAAACCACUUGCCCUCCUCAGCCAAAACAUAAAUCGCCAAAAUUCCGGUACGGAGAAACCACUAUCACAUAUCAGCGAAGAAUCCAAAAAUGCCAUCUCUGUCCUAAUCAACAAACAUGAACGAACCAAAUCAGAACUAGAGAGCAAGAUAUCUUCCGAAGAGAGAAUGAAAACAGAGGUAGAAGAACUACGGGCUCAAGUACAUAAUCUUCACUGUACAAUCAAAGAUGAUCAAAAAACUUUGGAAGAGCUAAAUUCUAGAGUAGAAUUGAGGAUUCGAGAAUCUUCUGCUGUGCCCGAUACACAGGAGACUAUUCUCGAGAAUCUCAUUGCAAAGGAAGCCCUAAUUGAUCGGGAAUUGUUCAACCUUCGGGAUGAUAAAGUCCAGAUGCGAGCUGAGCUAUUGUUUGCCAUGAUGGGGAAAGUGGACGAGUCGAUUGAGCAUCCUGAUCAAGCUAGUCGAGAUAGUAACCUAUUGAUGCGUAAGGAAAUGUAUAUUAUGACUAAACGCUCCAUUGCGCAGGAUACAAAAACUCAGCUUCUAUUAGCAAAAGAGGAUAUCCAAAAACAAAAAUUGGAGAUUUCGAAGGAUGAUCAUGUUGAAGGCUACGUUCCGCUUCGACCCGCCUCUUCAAUUCCACAGGACAGUGAUGAGGAUUCGAUUGUACCAGAUAGUCAUCUAGGAGAGGAUGAAAAUCACCAGGAGGAAGGAGAAAUCAGCUUCGAUGAGUAUCCUGUCGAAAAUAACAUAGAGCAUCGGGAUAUCUCCUGGGUUACAGAUAGUGGAGAAGAAUCCUCGAAUGUACUAGACCAUCGAUUUGGGCAAGAAAACCAAACAGAGGAAGAUAAUGACUUCGCGGCAAUCGAAGAAGAAAAUCAAAGAGAGGAAUACAGUGAAAACCAAACAGAGGAAGAUAAUGACUUCUCCCCAAUCGAAGAGAAUAGACGCCUGAAACUAGAAAUCCAAACUACCUCGGAAAAAAUUCGAAAAUGGAAAGGCAAAUUUGAUCGCUUCCGGCUCGGCACAAAAGCCACCAUUGAACGGCUUGCUUCUGAACUUUUUACUGGUCAAGAAACGCUCAGAGAGUAUAAGACCGCUUUGAACGAAUCUUAUGACACCCGUGGACAACUAGUACACAAUUUAGCCAAGGCAGAGAAAGAAAAAGCUCAUCUUUUUAUUGUGGCCGAAGAAACUGGACUUCCGAUUUUAGCAAGAAGUGCCGAAAAUAUGAAAAGAGUCAAACGAGAUGGUAUUUACACAUUUUUGGACAAUAGCCAUCUUCGAUUUAACGAGGACAUUGUUCGUGCUGGGAAUCUCGCCACAAACGGAGGUCACAUCAAUGCACACUUUGCCUCGAUUGCUCUAUCUGGGGAAGGGGUUGUGAGCAGUCCCGUCAUCAGCCACGAGAUGUUUCGCAUUAUUUAUGGAGUUUCUGUUGGUGAAUAUCGUCGCUUGUAUACGGUAUCUGAAAGACUCGAUGAGAUGUUUAACAUGCAUGCUAUUCUUGUGGAAUGUGGUUCUUUUACGGAAAAGACACUUUCCAGGAACCGUGAUGCUCUGUUUCGUAAUCAAUUUGCUCAGUGCUUGAUUGAAUUCGAAGCAAUUGAUGCAGAUAACACUGUGGAUAAAGGUAAAAUUUUCGAUGAUGCGGUUGGGUCUAACCAGUUUGAAGUGUUUAAUGAGAUGGUUAGGAUUGUGCAGGAGAUUAAAGAUAUGCAGAGGGAUGCCAUGCACUAA